GGGAACCUUGUCUGAAGACAAUGAUUUAUGGGGGUUUAUGCGGAUGAUGACCCACUUGGAAUUGAGUAACCGGAUGUGUACCAAUCCGUGGCUCGGUUGUGGCAACAUGAUGUUUCCACUUCAGAAUCGUUGAAAACCUUGAGCACAUGGACGACAUCCCAGCCACCACCUUCUUGGUGGCCGGCCGCCCUUCUGCCGUAUCGGCGGUGACAGACGGCCUCAAGAUCGUCGUCCCUUCAAAGCCCCUCCUCAACACUUUGCUGAAGUGGGACGAUGUGUUGGGCGCCAACAACUCGCAAAAUCCAACCACGGUGACAGUGCACACACUCGGAAAGGCUAGCAACGGCAAGCGAUAUGCGAACAUCGUGGCGCUAGUUGCGACCAAGAACGAUGGGCAGCAAGAGGUCGAGCGCUGGGUCCAAAUCAUCACGUUCUUUGCCGACCCGACUCGCGCCAAGGCGACCGUUCUUCCGUGUUUGAACGAUGUGUUGCUGACUCGAACCAAACCUCGGAGGUACAUGGUGAUCGUCAACCCCGCCUCGGGACAAAGCAAAGGCGUGAAGUUGUUUCAAAAAGUCGAAGCUUUGUUUGCCCACGCCAACAUCCACGUGACCAAGGUGCUUACGGAGCGCGCGGCGCACGCGACGGAGCUUGCGACUGCCAUCGACCACACUCAGUAUGACGCGCUGGUCAUCGUCGGCGGCGACGGCGUCAUCUACGAAGUCGUACAAGGUCUCAUGCAACGCCCAGACUGGGCCGACGUCAUCCAAAUCCCGCUGGCGAUUUUACCGGCGGGGGGCGGCAAUGGCCUUGCAAAAUCACUCACUGAAUCGUCGGGCGAAGUGUACAGCUUUGAGAAUUGCGCGUACUUGGCCAUCAAGGGCCAGCCGCAGCCCCUCGACUUGGCCACACUCCGAAGCAAGACCGCCACCAAGUUCAUCUUUCUGUCGCUGAGCUGGGCGUUCUUGGCCGAAAUGGACUUUGAGUCGGAAAAGUACAGGUUUGCUGGUGCCCAGCGCUUUACGAUUUCGUCGUUGGGCAAGAUCCUGUCGGGCAAAAACUGGUCCGGGUCCUUCUCGUACGUGGAACCCACUGCGGACGAAGUCGUGCCAACGUACUGGGCCGACGGACACGACGACGGAAGGGCGGCGCCCAAGUUGACGCUGCUGCCGCCAUCCGCGGAAGAUCCCAAGCCCGAGACGUGGAAGACGAUUGAAGGCAACUUUAGCUUGUUUUGGGCCAUGAACGCCGCGUGGGCCGGCACGAACGGCCUCGUGGCGCCGUCGGCCGAGUUUGACGACGGGUACAUGCACGUGGUCAUCAUGCCUGGUAAAGUGAGCAUGGCAGAGUACAUGGGCGUGUUCUUGACCCUUGACAGUGGCCGCCACGUGGACAAGCCAACGGUGCAAGUGAUCAAGACGAGGUACACCCACCGAUGACGUGAGUGGAAGUGCUGAUGAUGCUCGUUGAACAGGGCAUUUGAAGUCAAAGCGCCAGAAUCCGAUAUCAUGAUGGCAGAUGGGGAGCGUAUUGAUGGAGGCUUCUGCCAGGUAUGUUCUACUUCAUCCAUAGCCUCAGCGGGUGACGGCCAUGCUUGCAGGUGGAAGUCCAUCGAGCGUUGGGUCGCGUCAUGGCGAUUCGCAAGUGAAAUCAAAGAGUCCCCCAUUCGAUAUUAAUAAAAUAGUAGAAAUGUCUACUUGCG
This is a messenger RNA of Aphanomyces astaci, 1702 nucleotides long. RefSeq lists its product as hypothetical. Gene Ontology annotation, molecular function: kinase activity. The record is from RefSeq and is a predicted model, not a curated record. Gene Ontology annotation, cellular component: cytoplasm; membrane; intracellular membrane-bounded organelle. Gene Ontology annotation, biological process: sphingosine biosynthetic process. NCBI's taxonomy places the organism in Eukaryota, Oomycota, Saprolegniomycetes, Saprolegniales, Verrucalvaceae. The transcript is spliced from 6 exons. Bases 147 to 1439 code for a protein of 430 amino acids.